Chaetura pelagica (chimney swift) is the source of this 991-nucleotide messenger RNA. It is a transcript of the gene RFC2, whose product is annotated as replication factor C (activator 1) 2, 40kDa. Gene Ontology annotation, molecular function: DNA clamp loader activity; DNA binding; ATP binding. The coding region runs from base 28 to 960 and encodes 310 amino acids. NCBI's taxonomy places the organism in Eukaryota, Metazoa, Chordata, Aves, Apodiformes, Apodidae. Gene Ontology annotation, biological process: DNA repair; DNA-templated DNA replication. The transcript has 10 exons. The record is from RefSeq and is a predicted model, not a curated record. Gene Ontology annotation, cellular component: nucleus; DNA replication factor C complex.
UUUUGCAGGGUGGAAAAAUACAGACCCAUGAAAUUGUGUGAAAUAGUUGGAAAUGAAGACACUGUGAGCAGGCUGGAGGUCUUUGCAAAAGAGGGGAAUGUACCCAAUAUCAUAAUUGCUGGUCCCCCAGGCACAGGUAAAACCACCAGUAUCCUCUGCUUGGCUCGUGCUCUGCUUGGUCCUGCAUUAAAGGAUGCUGUUUUGGAGCUGAAUGCCUCAAAUGACAGAGGCAUUGAUGUGGUGAGAAAUAAGAUCAAGAUGUUUGCCCAGCAGAAGGUCACACUCCCCAAAGGUCGACAUAAAAUCAUCAUCCUUGAUGAAGCAGACAGCAUGACAGAUGGAGCCCAGCAAGCCCUGAGGAGAACAAUGGAGAUUUAUUCCAAGACAACUCGUUUUGCACUUGCCUGCAAUGCCUCUGACAAGAUCAUAGAGCCCAUUCAGUCCCGCUGCGCAGUGCUGCGUUACACCAAGCUGACAGAUGCACAGAUCCUUGCCAGGCUCCUGAAAAUUGUUGAGAAAGAAGAUGUGCCAUACACAGAUGAUGGGCUAGAAGCCAUUAUCUUCACAGCCCAAGGAGACAUGAGACAGGCACUAAACAACUUACAGUCCACAUAUUCUGGAUUUGGCUUUAUAAACAGUGAAAAUGUCUUUAAGGUAUGUGAUGAGCCUCAUCCUCUGUUGGUGAAAGAAAUGAUACAACACUGUGUAAAUGCAGAUAUUGAUGAAGCUUACAAGAUCCUUGCCCACCUGUGGAGACUUGGAUACUCUCCAGAAGAUGUGAUUGGCAACAUCUUCCGUGUGUGUAAGACCUUUCAAAUGCCAGAAUAUCUGAAACUGGAAUUUAUCAAGGAAAUUGGGUACACUCACAUGAAGGUUGCAGAAGGUGUGAACUCACUGCUGCAGAUGGCUGGGCUGCUGGGCAGGUUGUGCCAGAAGACAGCAGCACCCAUGGCCAGUUAGGGCUGGCAGCAGAACCCUCAGCUCUGCCAGG